AUGGCUGCUCCUCGCAAAACGAUUAUCUCCUCUGGACUGGGACAGUACGCCGGCAGCGAUGCCAAUGCGCUGAAGCAUUUCGGCGCAGACGCUCAGAGCAAAGUCAAGGCAAUGCUGGCAGAGAGUAUUCAGAAAGCAAACGAUGCAGGAUUCGACGUUAUUGCUGUCGAUGCAAACCCUCAAGACCCAGAGGAUACGAUGAAGCGGUUCACAGAGGCACUCAAAAGUCAUGAGGCUGUUGGCUUCAAUGUUGGCUUCGGACUUCGGGGGCACAAAGAGCAUACUGAGUUGUUCGAGAAAUUGGUCAAUAAUGCCGUGCAGGCUCGACCUGGCAUCAAGAUCAUGUUCUCCAAUGGUCCUGGGGAGGUUAUUACAGCUAUCAGAAGGAACUUCCCGGAGGAUUUCUAA
Saxophila tyrrhenica is the source of this 408-nucleotide messenger RNA. RefSeq lists its product as uncharacterized. Bases 1 to 408 code for a protein of 135 amino acids. The record is from RefSeq and is a predicted model, not a curated record. NCBI's taxonomy places the organism in Eukaryota, Fungi, Ascomycota, Dothideomycetes, Mycosphaerellales, Extremaceae. The transcript is spliced from 2 exons.